Molecule: messenger RNA, 1305 nt
Organism: Mesorhabditis belari
Lineage: Eukaryota; Metazoa; Nematoda; Chromadorea; Rhabditida; Rhabditidae
Source: the annotation of a GenBank genome assembly
AUGUAUUGGGUGGAUGCAAACGGAGACCACCCGCAACAGAUGAUGGACCAUCAUGCGGCAAAUGAGCAACAGCGAGCGCUCUUCGAAUACUACAUGAACAAUCAGCGACACCAUACAAGGGGUGCGGUGGCUCGUGCUCAAGCGGCUGCCGUCUCGGCGAUGAACACUAUGCAACCACAUCAGCAAUUCCAUCCGUUUCAACAGCAACUCCCAAUGGUCGAAGAAGUGAAAGGCAAACGCUACGAGGUCGGACCUCGAUACCACACGCUUACCUACAUGGGAGAGGGUGCUUAUGGAACAGUUGUUGCGGCUUUUGAUUCACACGCUCGUAAACGUGUCGCUAUCAAGAAGAUUUCACCAUUCGAGCAUCAAACUUUCUGUCAGCGAACAUUGCGUGAAUUGCGGAUCUUACGACGUUUUAAACAUGAAAAUAUCAUCGACAUCCAAGAAAUUAUGAUCCCUUCCCAGAUUAAUACCAUGAAAGACAUAUACAUCGUUCAAUGUUUGAUGGAGACUGACUUGUACAAAUUGUUGAAGAUUCAUCAGCUCAGCGCAGACCAUGUGUGCUACUUCUUAUAUCAAGUGUUGCGCGGAUUAAAAUACAUUCAUUCGGCAAACGUUAUCCACCGCGAUCUGAAGCCAUCAAACCUCUUGCUCAACAACACUUGCGAUUUGAAGAUCUGCGACUUUGGCCUGGCGCGUGUUACCGAUCCACAGCAUGAUUACACUGGAUACUUGACUGAAUAUGUUGCUACAAGGUGGUAUCGUGCGCCUGAAAUUAUGCUAAACGCAAGGGGAUACACAAAAGCGAUCGAUAUCUGGAGCGUUGGCUGCAUUUUGGCCGAAAUGCUCGGCAGACGUCCAUUAUUCCCUGGAAAGCACUACCUCGAUCAAUUGAAUCUCAUCUUGAACGUGUUGGGAACACCGUCGAGGGAGGACCUCGAAAGCAUCGUCAACGUGAAAGCGCGUGCCUAUCUGAUGUCAUUGCCCAUCAAAGAGAAACAGCUAUGGCACCGACUUUACCCUAAUGCCAGUCGAAACGCUCUAGAUUUGCUUGAUAAGUUGCUCAGCUUCAAUCCGGAGAAACGAAUCACCGUUGAGCAGGCACUCGCACAUCCAUACUUUGCUGGUUAUUACGAUCCAACUGAUGAGCCAACUUGUGGUCAACCUUUCACUCAUGAGAUCGAAUUGGACAAUCUGCCAAAGGAUGAAUUGAAACGAUUAAUUUUGGAGGAAUCCGAGUUGCUUCAUCGUGGCAUCAUUGCAGAGCCGGAAAUGUUGACGCCGGUUUCGAUUGAUGGAAAG